ACCAUUAGGCUUUGGUGGGAGGUGCCUUACUUUCUGCGCGCUAGCCUGCCUCCCUUGCGCUGCGAUAGGAAUACACAAUUGAACAGAAGCUGCAAGCUUGGCAGGAGCUGCCUUCUGCGUGUCUAUUUAUUUGCCGGAUCCGUAUUUUUUGCCGACUGGGUCACUGUCGCCCCGUCUCUAGGGUUUCAUCUUCUUUUUUUUAUGCUUAUUAUUGUUAUUAUUAUCAUUAUCGUGUGUGUGGAUUUUUAUUAUCUUUUUCUAUAAUUUUUUUUUUUCCGGGAACCCUCGCCGGAGUUUCGACGCCGGGCCGGACUUAGUGCUGGCGCGGAGGAGCUGCGCGGAGCCGUACCUCCUGCCCCGGGCCCCGCCCGCGGAUCGGCCUCCCUGGCCCGGCGCCGGCCGCGGAGUAGCGAGUGCGCUACGCCACGCCGCGCCGCCGCCUCCCCGCGGAGCAGCCGAGGGAUGCUGCUGCGCCGCGGCCGGGCAUAGGUAGGAGCCGAGCGGGCGGGGGAGGGAGCGGAGGGAAGCAAGGAAAGACGGAAAGAAAAGAUCCCCCAGCCCCAAGGGGAGAGAAAAAAGAAGAGAGACGAGAAGGAGCGUGAAUGUGAAGGAAUGUGCCUGCCCGCUGCCGGAGCCGCACGGUUGGGAUAAAAAAAAAAUAAAAACCCAGGAGGCUGAUUCUUGCGACUUAUCACCUGGAAAAAAAAAAACCACCAACAACCAAACAACAAAAAAAAAAAAAGCAAAGAGAGGAAAGAAAGCCUCUGCGACCGAAGAGGCUGAAGCGAGCAGCGCAAGAGGAGGGCACUCGGCGGAUGGCGCGGCCGUACCGGUGACUCCGCGGCCGCGGGAGGCUGCGCGGAGCAUGCCGUGCUGGCGGCGUGACUGAGCGGGGCGCUCCCGCCGCCCGCGCCGCCCUCCCCUCCGCCCCCCUCCGCCGCAUGCCGCCGGCAGCCGCGGCGCGCUGAUGCCCCGGGGCCGCGGCGGCGCUGCGGACGGCCCCUAGAAUGAGCGAGGGGGCUGCCGGCGCCGCGGCGCCCGGAGCGGCAGAGGCGGCGGCGGCGGGGGGCCCGGGCGGGGAUGGGGCCGGGGGUCCGCCGCGGGAGCUGCGCUGCAGCGACUGCAUCGUCUGGAACCGGCAGCAGACGUGGCUGUGCGUGGUGCCUCUCUUCAUCGGCUUCAUCGGCCUGGGGCUCAGCCUCAUGCUGCUCAAGUGGAUCGUGGUGGGCUCCGUCAAGGAGUACGUCCCCACCGAGCUGAUGGACGCCAAGGGCGUGGGGCAGGACCCCUUCUUCCUCUCCAAGCCCACCACCCCGCCCCGCGGCGCGGAGACUACCGCCGCCGCCACGCCGCGGCCACCUAGCCGCGUCAGCCCCCGCCUCACCACGAUGAGCCGGGCCCCCCCGCGACCUCCCGGCACCCGCGGACCAGCGCGGGGCGGCCCGCGGCCCACCGCAGCUCGGCACCCCGCCGCGCCCCACACGGCGCCGCCCGCCAGCGGUUCCCCCGGCACAGUCGGCCGCGGCGCUCGGCCGCCGCCCGCCGCCCCCAGCACCCCGCCGCUGCCCGCAUGGCCCACUGCGGCACACGCUACCUCCUCCUACAAGAUCUAUGUCCACGACUCGGCGCCGUCCUGGACCUUGUCUCCCUUUCAGGAGUCAACCACCACCACACCGGAGGCCAGCACGACCCCAAAAAUCCAUACUACAACGUAUUCCACUGAGCGAUCUGAGCACUUUAAGCCAUGCAAAGACAAGGAUCUUGCGUAUUGUCUCAAUGAAGGGGAAUGCUUUGUGAUUGAAACCCUAACAGGAUCACAUAAACACUGCCGGUGCAAAGAGGGCUACCAAGGAGUCCGCUGUGACCAAUUUUUGCCGAAAACGGACUCAAUCUUGUCAGAUCCAACAGACCAUUUAGGAAUUGAAUUCAUGGAGAGCGAAGAGGUGUACCAGCGCCAGGUGCUGUCUAUUUCCUGUAUCGUCUUUGGCAUAGUCGUAGUGGGCAUGCUUUGUGCAGCAUUCUACUUCAAAACAAAGAAACAAACAAAGCAAAUACAUGAACAGCUGAAAGAAACACAGAAUAGGAAAACCUACAGCCUAAAUGCUUCCAGCAUGAUGGCAAAGUCAGAGUGUAUGGCACAAAGCCAAGUCCAGCUGCAAAAUUAUUCAAAACCAGAUAGGCAUCCUGGGCCUAUUCUUCACAAAGUUAUGGAGUCUAGUUUUUCAGGCCCUCAGUCUUUCCCAGAGGCCUUGUCUCCUGACAGAGGAACCCAGCCCAUCAAGCAACAUAGAAGUCUCUCUUCAUGCUGCAGCCCAGGACAAAAAAGUGGGAUGCUGCAUAGAAAUGCCUUUCGGAGGACUCCUCCCUUACCUCGGGGUAGGUUCAAUGGGAUUACAGGACCAGCAUAUCAACAGCUAGAAGAGUCAAGGAUCACAGACCAGGACACAAUACCUUGUCACGGGUAUUCAUCCAGUGGUUUAAAAACUCCUCAGAAUACUCCAAUAAAUAUGCAACUGCCUUCAAGAGAGACAACCCCUUAUUUUAAUAACAUGGAUCAGAAGGACUUGGUCGGCUAUUCAUCUUCAAGGGCCAACUCUGUUCCCAUCAUCCCGUCUGUGGGCUUGGACGAAGCCUGCAUGCAAAUGCAAAAUGUUUCUGAAGUAACAGGCAUCAAGUGGUGCAAAAACUCCUAUUCAGCUGAACUUGUCAAUGUGAGUUCCCCAGUCAGUAAUUGUCUUAUAGCAGAACAACACGAAGUGAAAAUAUUGCUAGAAACUGUGCAGGAGCAGAUUCGAAUUCUGACGGAUGCAAGGCGGUCGGAGGACUAUGAACUGGCGAGAGUAGAAGCAGAGAACAGCACGAGUGAAAACACAGCCUUUCUGCCCAUGAGCCCCGUGGCCAAGUCAGAGCAAGAGGCACAAUUUGUCUUAAAAAGUGAAGCGCAAAGAGACUCGGUAUUGACCAAGUGACUUUGUGUGGGGAUUUUGGGAGGGGAAACGAGAUCUGUGCAUUUGAUGCUUUGUUAAACAGGAAGGGAGGAAAUUAAGUACAAAUUAUUUAUAUGCAUUAAUUUAAGAGCAUCUACUUAGAAGAAACCAAAUAGUCAAUCGCCCUCAUAUCAUAGUGUUUUUUAACAAAAUAUUUUUUUAAGGGAAAAGUUCCAGGAGGGAUGGCGUAUGCAUCAGGUGCUUUCUAGGCAGUAUUACACAUAAAGUUUCGGUUACAGAGCAUUUUACCAUGGUCCUCUUUAGCUGUCCAAAGUCUUAGGCUAUGCAUCUUUUUUUUUCAGUAAAGGCCAAGACCAGUCUUAGAUUCAUUUCUGGUUUCAGGGCAGCGCUGCAGUCAGCUGCUUCCCAGGGACUCAGACCGUGCAGAGCAAGUCCUACGACCCCACCAGAGACCCAGUACCCUCUCCCCCUCUCCUCUUGGUUCCAGGUUCACACCAUGGCACGCAGACAUCUACUUCUGAGGUUUGGUACCUACUGUGGAAUGAGAAUAAAUCCCUAAAUUGAGCCAGACACUUAACCUUCAACCUUACUUUAAUGUGUCACUAAGCCCAAGAAAGUCAAUGGAAACAUUUAGGAUCUUUGUCUUCAGCCAAGUGUGGAGUGGGAUUGGGGUCUGUAUUGGUAUGAUAUAUACUAUAGGGUAGAGAUUCAGUGGUUGGGAACCUGCAGGUGCUCCAUUUUCUGAGCUUUGACUAUCAGAGCAGCAUUAGUGGAGAGUGAGGAAAAACAAAAAGUCCAAAAGCAUUUAUUAUGGCAGGUUUGGAUUUGAUUUGGGUUUUUUUUGAGUGGGAACAUAAAUUUUGUUGUUCAUUAAUAACCCCUCAACAUUUCUAAACUGGUAUACUUUGAAGGCAUUUGUAAGCUCUUAAGGAGCACUUCUGAGUGUGUGUGUAUUUUUUAACUCAUUUUUUAUUAUGGGCUGUUCGGAGAAGAGUCAGAAAGAUUCAGUAUGAUCAAAAUCCAGCUGAUAAGUGUCCACACUGCCCUAAUUUGUUCCCACUUUCAGUUCUUCAGUCGUUUCAAUUAAUCAUGGCUUAGGCUUGUGAACUUUAAAGCUUCAACCCUGCAGAUGGUUCUGUAUGGGCAGACCCACAAGCAUGCACAGAUAUGAUUGUAAUUGAGCUAUAUAAGAGCAGAUGGUUUCCACCAAAUCACUCCCUGCAGGGAAUCAAGGCCUUGGAAAAGAAAUGUAAUUUCCUUAUUGCCAUAUCCCAAUCACAUUAUAAGCGUUUUUUUUGCAUUUACUUUCUGUUG
Messenger RNA from Pezoporus flaviventris, 4262 nucleotides. RefSeq names its product neuregulin 3 (gene NRG3). The transcript has 9 exons. Gene Ontology annotation, biological process: nervous system development; intracellular signal transduction; animal organ development. The record is from RefSeq and is a predicted model, not a curated record. Gene Ontology annotation, molecular function: chemorepellent activity. Bases 1008 to 2969 code for a protein of 653 amino acids. Lineage: Eukaryota; Metazoa; Chordata; Aves; Psittaciformes; Psittacidae.